Molecule: messenger RNA, 616 nt
Organism: Chaetura pelagica (chimney swift)
Lineage: Eukaryota; Metazoa; Chordata; Aves; Apodiformes; Apodidae
Gene: SAR1A
Product: secretion associated, Ras related GTPase 1A
Exons: 6
Coding region: 20-616 (198 amino acids)
Biological process (GO): vesicle organization; endoplasmic reticulum to Golgi vesicle-mediated transport; intracellular protein transport
Cellular component (GO): COPII vesicle coat; endoplasmic reticulum exit site
Molecular function (GO): GTP binding; GTPase activity
Source: RefSeq, a predicted model, not a curated record
CGACUCAUCAUCCUCAGCCAUGUCGUUCAUUUUCGAAUGGAUCUACAACAGCUUCAGCAGCGUCCUGCAGUUCCUGGGUUUGUACAAGAAAUCUGGGAAGCUUGUGUUCCUGGGCUUGGAUAACGCUGGCAAAACCACUCUGCUGCACAUGCUCAAAGAUGACAGGCUGGGGCAACACGUCCCCACGCUACAUCCCACAUCAGAGGAGCUGACAAUUGCUGGAAUGACCUUCACGACUUUUGAUCUGGGUGGACAUGAACAAGCUCGGAGGGUGUGGAAGAACUACCUGCCAGCCAUCAAUGGGAUUGUCUUCCUGGUGGACUGUGCAGAUCACUCACGGCUUAUGGAAUCCAAAGUGGAGCUUAAUGCGCUCAUGACGGACGAGACAAUAUCCAACGUGCCAAUCCUUAUCCUGGGGAACAAAAUCGACAGACCAGAGGCCAUCAGUGAGGAGAAACUGCGGGAGAUCUUCGGGCUCUACGGACAGACCACAGGAAAGGGCAACGUGCCGCUGAAGGACCUGAACGCGCGGCCCAUGGAGGUGUUCAUGUGCAGCGUGCUGAAGAGGCAGGGCUACGGCGAGGGCUUCCGCUGGCUGUCCCAGUACAUUGACUGA